Molecule: messenger RNA, 3605 nt
Organism: Manis pentadactyla (Chinese pangolin)
Lineage: Eukaryota; Metazoa; Chordata; Mammalia; Pholidota; Manidae
Gene: FAM124A
Product: family with sequence similarity 124 member A
Exons: 4
Coding region: 136-1731 (531 amino acids)
Source: RefSeq, a predicted model, not a curated record
CUGGGCCGGGCCGGGAGCCGCCGGGAGAGGGCGCGGCGCGGGGGCGGAGGCGGGGCUCGCGGAGUCCGCCCGCGGCCGGCGGCGAGCAGCUCGGGGGAGCCUCCCUCGGACCGGCCGGGCGGCGGGGAGCGCGCCAUGGACCCCAAGGCGGGCGGUGGCCAGGACGACGACUGCGUGGACUCGGGCGCCGAGACCGGCGGGUCCGACUACAGCCAUGUGUCCUCUACCAGCAGUGAGCUCUCGGCGGGGGAGGCGCAGGACCCGUUCCUGGUGAGCGCGCACAUCAUCUCGGACCCGGGGGCCUCGCAGCCCCUGCAGCAGGCGGUGGACAGGCUGCUGGCCUGGGUGCACCCCGGCCUCCCGCUGUUCCGGGUCUCCGAGCGGAGGGCGCCCCGGCGGCGGCGGAAGGCCCCCCGGGCGGCGCAGCCCGCGCUGGCCGUGGUGCUGUUCCUGCGCGAGGCGGGCGGCCAGGAGCCCAUCCUGCGGGCGCACCGCGCGCUGCAGCGGCCGCCCUGGCGCCACCACCACGCGGAGCGCGCGCCGGGCGGGCUGCGGCCCUACCUGCCCUGCAGCCAGGACUUCUUCUCGCUGGGCCCCGGGACGCCGCUGUGGGCCGUGCGGCCCGUGCACUACGGCAGGGAGGCCGUGCGCUUCACCGUCUACUGUCGCCACGACAGCUACGCGGACGCGCUGGGCCUCUACGGGCUCAUCCUCGGGCGGCGCCCCAGCCAGAGGAAGGCGGACUUCUGCGUCUUCCCCGUGUUCUCGGGGCCGGCCGCCGACGUCCAGUUCUCCCUGAAGAGGCUGCCCUGCGGCCAGGCGCCGGCGCCCGCCGACUCGUGCGUGCUGGAGUUCCGCGUCGGGGACCUGGGCGAGCUGGUGCCGCGCCUGCCCAGGCCCUGCAGCCCCAUCAGCGCGGGCCGCUGGCAGACGGAGGACCACGACGGCAACAGGAUCCUCCUGCAGGCACAGAGGGUGCACAAGAAGUUUCCGAAACUGGACAGAGCCCAGUACGCAGAGCAGAAACCUCGCUCCGGGCUGGCCCUGAGCGUCACCGCCCCGAGCUGCUCACCCGGUAGCAGUCAGCAGCCCCCACUGGACGGUUCACACCCAGGGCGCAGCCACACACGCCUGCCUGCCGGGCACCUGCAGGAACUUGCCAGGCGAGCCUGCAGCCCUCCCAGCCACCCCUGGCCUUUCCCGAGAAGCAAGUCCUUGUUCUGUCUGCCCUCCAGAGAGCCCUCCACGGCCCCGUCAGCUGCACCACAGUGGCUCUCAAACACAGGUGCCCCGGGACACAGGGCAUCAGGGAGAAGGCACAGCCACCUUCUCUCUGUUGAUGACCUAGAGGGGGCGCAGGAGACGGACGUGGACACGGGCCUCUCUGUGGUCUCUGCCUGCUCUGCACCCAGUAGGUGCUGCAGCUCCGUGCAAACAGCCCUCCCCACCGAGGGACACCGCAACCACGGGUCAAAGCACAAGGGUUCCCGAGAAGGACCACUGCCCACAGGGAGCGGGGGGACCAGGGAGCCCUCCAGGGCCUGCCUCCCCUUCUUCACCAGAGGGUCUUCCAGCUCUUCGGCCACAGCCUGCAGCGCCUCCCCGCUCACAGAGCCGCCCCCGGGGCUACCCUGUGAGGCUCCCGCAGCCCGGCAGAUGGGCAGAGAUGUCCCCCCACCCGCAGUGCUGGCCAGGCCUGGGGACGACGACCCGGAGGAGUUCUACAUCUGAACGCCCUCUGAGUACCGCCCCACCUUCGGCCCCUCUCGCCCAGCUCUGUCCACAGCAGAACUUCUCCCAGACCCAUCAGCACGCCCACCGCACUGGCCGUUCUUACCAGAGGGGUGGGCGGGCGCCUGAGGCUCCCUGGGAAAAUGCUGGCAUUUUAUGCAAAUAAAUUCUCGACAAAUUUAAGUCGUAAACUCUAUUGUUUGAAUACUCAAUCCCAUGUGAGAUAUGAUUUAGUACACUUAAUACAAUUCAAAUGCUUCAUAUAAUUACUUGAAAUGUAAAGAAAACCUAGUCAGCCAGAAUUGACUUGGCAAUUUUUCAUGCUAUGAAGAAAAAACAUUAAAGCCCAAAUCUUGCAUGUGGGAAAGGUAUUCAGUGACUGGCAUGAGAGAUCAACGCACAGUAACGUAAUUCCCCUUUCUGGGGUCUCCAUAUAUAUUUACAUUUCCAGGGAACAGCGGCCCCAAGAAUCUCCAGGUGCAGCUUAUAGGUCAGCUUGAUAAAACAGUAGACAUAUAUCAGAGCGCGGUCACACCUCAUGUUGAUGCCAUGCAAAAUCUGAAGGGCUGGAUUUAUCCAAAAGUGGCUAGUAUGCUUUUCAAGAAUUUAACCUGAAUGCCAGACUCUUAAUACAUUUAAAAAAUGAUUUGAGUUCCAAAAACUAAAUGUGCACACACUGUCACAGCAUAUUCACCCCAUCAGGCGAAGGUCUUCAGAAGACAUUCUGCUACCUGGAUUUCCUUGGGUCACUAAGGAGGAAUCAUUUGUUGACUUACAGAAAAAGCAGACAUUAGACAGAGUGGGUAGGUAGUUUUAAAAACCACCAAGAGCGGUGGGUAUAUAUCUAUGUGCAUGACAGGAACCACAUUUUAUAUUGCUUUCUCCAGUAAGCAUGCAUUGUCACACAUACUUUUUCAUUUUUAAAUAAUUUGGAAUAUUUUUAACUGGCAUUUUGCCUGCCUGCAGCCAUGGGCAAUAUGUACAUUAAUGAGCGGCUGGGUUCCAACAGUCUCUGUACGAGAGCGGGCAGGGGACUAGAUAUGGCCCAAGGGUUGCAGUUUGCCAACUCUAGCCCUGGAAUGAGGUUGGUUCGAGAUCUCAGCCUCAGUCCACAAUAGAAAAUCAAGUUUGCAGGCCCUGCUGCAGCAGUAGCAGAGCUGAGGAAAGGGACUCCUUGGGCCCCGGCACGCAAAGAGCCCCAGGGCUUCCUUCUGCAGAGAGGGAGCCUAAGAGGCCCGCGCCGCCCACUCCUGCCUGGAAACGUGACUCACAGUGAGCAGCCGAUGAUGAGAAGCAGCAUGCGAAUGUGAGGGAGCGGGAGAAAAACAAUUCAGAGGCAUCAACGCAGCCUCCACGUCACACCGCAUCAUGGACGGGAGGCAAGUUCCUGCGCAGCAGAAGUUAGGUGCAGGCCAGCGGCCAGGUGCCAGCCCCCAUCGCCACCCUGAGCCCAUGCCCUUUGUCUCCUCUUCUUGCAUGGACCUCACCCCGAGGACACUGUGAGCCAGCCCCGAGGCUCCCCGGUCCCACCUUCCCCAGUAACCACUAAAGCACAGGGCCACCUGCCACACUGAGGGGCCCUGGAGGAUGUCAGCGCCGCCACUCAGAGGCCGGAAGGCACGAUGUCCCUCGACGUGAGGGGAGAAGGGAACCCCACUCCAGACCAUGCCCUCCCUCCCCUCCCAGGUGUGGUCUGGGACGGUGGCUCUGUGAGGAAGGAGUCUCGGGCACUGUUCUCCAAGCCCUUGCUUCCGCGUCUGGCUGUCCACAGCGUGUCCUCGUGCAGGAGGGCCCUGACGGCCACUGGUGGACGCUGACUCUCUGUUGCUGUGGUGGAUACUGGCCUGCUACAGGCGCUCAAUAAAUUCGUGCAA